Cannabis sativa is the source of this 2245-nucleotide messenger RNA. RefSeq lists its product as uncharacterized. Lineage: Eukaryota; Viridiplantae; Streptophyta; Magnoliopsida; Rosales; Cannabaceae. Gene Ontology annotation, molecular function: minor groove of adenine-thymine-rich DNA binding. Bases 110 to 1924 code for a protein of 604 amino acids. The record is from RefSeq and is a predicted model, not a curated record. The transcript has 5 exons.
UCAAAAGUCGGUUGUUUGAUCUCUGUAAUCUCUAUAAUAUAUAUAUUAUAAAUAGAGAACUAAAAUUAGAAACUUUAGAAUUACUUGAUAAGGUACACAAGAAAAGAAAAUGGCCAAGAAAUGUAAAAGAAAAAGAAGCACUAAGAGAAAAACACAAGAACCAACCUCCUUGGUUACCCAAACUACUCACCAUUAUUCUGCUUCGAAAUCUUUGAAUCCUCGUGUGGUAACUGUAAAUGUGGGUGAGGAUAUUGUGAGUGAAAUUACAAGAUUGGCUUCAACUUGUCCAUCUUUGACUAUUCUUGCUGCUUAUGGCGUUGUGUCUACUGCCAACAUUCAUUACAAUGAUAUGUUUGCUCCUAUGGAAUACGAGGGUUUGUUUCAAAUUCUAUCUCUGACAUGUUCAAUGGAGGAAGGUGGUGAAGAAGCAAGUGUGAAUGUUUCAUUGUCUGAUUCAGAGUUCAAAGUUUUUGGUGGAGUUGCACGAGUGCUACUUCCUGCUGAUAAUCCAAUUCAACUGAUCAUUAUAGGAGAUAUUGAUACUAGUGAUGAUGAUGAUGAUGAUGAGAAUGGUGAGAACUCAUUGACAACUGUGUCCGCUUUGGCAACACCACCAAACCAAGCAAGAGCACUUGAAUCAGCAACACCACCAAACCAAGCAAGAGCACUUGAAUCAGCAACACCACCAAACCAAGCACCUGAAUUGGAAGCUGAACCAGCACCUACAACCACACUCAGACUCAGACCCAGACGUCCACCAAUACAAGCACCAGUGCAAGCACCAGCACCUACAACCAGACGCAGACGCAGACGCAGACGCAGACGUCCACCAAUACAAGCACCAGCACCUACAACCACACGCAGACGUGCACGUCCACCAGCAAGAGCACCAGUGCAAGCACCCGAAUCAGCACAAGCACUAGCACCAGCACCUGCAUUAGUACAAGCACCUGAAUUGGCACCAGUACUAUUUCCAAACCAAGCACCUGCAUUAGUACAAGUACCUGAAAUGGUACCAGUACCAGCACGAGCACCCGAAUUAGUACUAGCACCAAACCAAGCACCUGAAGUGGCACAAGCACAAGCCCGUGCAGCACCAGCACCAGCACCCGCACCUGUAUUAGUACACGCACCUGAAUUGGCACGAGCACCCGAAUUAGUACUAGCACCGAACCAAGCACCUGAAUUGGCACAAGCACAAGCCCGUGCAGCACCAGCACCAGCACCCGCACCUGUAUUAGUACACGCACCUGAAUUAGCACUAGCACCAGCAGCUGCACGAGAACACGAAUUAGGAGUAGUAGUACAAGUGCCAAACCAGCUUCUAAAUGGAAACCUUCAUCAAAGAGUACUAGAGCUUCAACAACACCAAUAUCAUCAAAGCCAAGCACUACUUGAACAGCACCAAUAUCAUCAAAUACCAGAACACUUACUUCAACAACACCAAUAUCCUCAAAUACCAGAACACUUACUUCAACAACACCAAUAUCGUCAACUACCAGAACACUUACUUCAGCAACACCAGUAUCAUCAACUACCAGAACACUUACUUCAACAACACCAAUAUCCUCAAAGCCAAGCACUACUUGAACAGCACCAAUAUCAUCAACUACCAGAAGACUUACUUCAACAACACCAAUAUCAUCAAAUACCAGAACACUUACUUCAACAACACCAAUGUCAUCAACUACCAUUCAAUUACAGGCAUCAAAGACCAGAACCACCAGGAUUCGCGGUACUACCUCAACACCACCAAUCUCAUUAUCAAAGUCCUGAACAGAUACUACAACAAGUACAACAACAACUCCAACUCCGGCAUCAACAAGACCAAAUUGUACAACAACAAUUACACCAACAUCAAAGACCACCACAAGGUCCACAACAAUUACCACCAGAUGAUAGUAAUAUCAAACACAUAGACUAGUAUCUUUAAGACAUACAGUACAUUGCAUAUACUAAGAAUUUUACCAUUGCAAAUUAUAGAAUCAAUAUGGGGCAAAGAAAAUGUUAUUACUGGUAAUUCAACAUCAAACAUAUUCUAAUUUGUUGGAACUUUUUACAAAGUGAAUGGAAUUUUGAUAUUGUCAUUAGACUAGUAAGCAGUGCUUUUAUAUUCUUUUCAUAAGUGAUCAAUUAGACGUCUUAGUAGUUUUGUUAACAGUUUUUGUUGGAUAUAUAGUUGAAAUGAUGAUAUGUAAUUUUGUUACUGGUUUGAAUUAAUAAAGCAAUGUAUGCAGUUUUGUUA